Molecule: messenger RNA, 714 nt
Organism: Penicillium maclennaniae
Lineage: Eukaryota; Fungi; Ascomycota; Eurotiomycetes; Eurotiales; Aspergillaceae
Exons: 1
Coding region: 1-714 (237 amino acids)
Source: RefSeq, a predicted model, not a curated record
AUGACUUCUAAUAUCCCCGACUUCAUUCUCGUAUGCCAAGAUGAAGCCUUCAUCACAGCCUUCAACGAAGCCCUCAGCCAACUCUGGCCGAGCCACCAUCCAGACAAGAUCAAAUUCACCACACUCAACGAGCGCCUGAACAGCCUCCCACCCGCAACAAAAUUCGACCUAAUCGUCUCCCCGGCAAACUCUUACGGCCGUCUAGAUGGCGGCUUUGACCACGCCAUCUCGAAAACAUUCAGCCCGCGCAAUGAUUACCAUGCUCUCACUCGCGCGGCGCAGCUAGUUCUUUACGACAAAUGGAGAGGGUUCGCACCGCCUGGUACAUGCACCUUGGUUGAAUUCCCCGAGGCACUCAAGGCAAACGAACCGGGCUGUAAAUGGGUAGCGAUGUGUCCGACGAUGCGGGAGCCGCAGGAUGUGAAUUGGGAUCGCGAGGUGGUGUAUGAGUGUAUCUGGAGUUUAUUGUGUCAAAUUGAAGGUCACAAUCGACGCUCGUCUGAGCAGAUUGCGACGGUUCUCAUGGCCCCAUUGGCGGCGGGUAUUGGGAAGGUGAGCAAGGAGCGCUGGGCGGCUCAGACGGUGAUGGCGAUGAGGCAAUUUGUGGAUGCGGUUGAGAGGCCUGAGGUGUGGAGUUCGUUGCAGUGGGAUACUAUUGAGAAGAUUUGCGAUGAUGUCUCGUCUACUUGGAAUGAUAGAUCAAUUGGUAAAUAG